GGCGACUUCACCCCUUGUGGAGGUCGUUCGAGUCACUUGCUCGCCGCCAGCUCCUUUGCUCCCCGGCCGGUGCCCCUCCUGCCCAGCCAUGCUCUCCGUCCUCGCCCGGCCGGCGGCCGCUGCUCUCCGCCGCAGCUUCAGCACCUCGGCCCAGAACCACGCUAAAGUAGCCGUGCUGGGCGCUUCUGGAGGAAUCGGGCAGCCCCUCUCACUUCUCCUGAAGAACAGCCCCCUGGUGAGCCGCCUGACCCUCUAUGAUAUUGCUCAUACCCCUGGAGUAGCCGCCGACCUGAGCCACAUCGAGACCAGAGCCCAUGUGAAAGGGUACCUCGGACCCGAGCAGCUGCCCGACUGCUUGAAAGGCUGCGACGUGGUGGUCAUCCCAGCAGGAGUCCCAAGAAAACCAGGCAUGACGCGGGACGACCUGUUCAACACCAACGCCACGAUCGUGGCCACCCUGGCGGCCGCCUGUGCCCAACAUUGCCCCGAAGCCAUGAUCUGCAUCAUCGCCAAUCCGGUAAGGGCUGCCACCCUUGUCUCCUCCAGGCAGACGGCUGCCACUGGCUCCCGGGCGUGCGUCAGUGAGCCGACAUGUGAUCGACUCUCUUGGGACUGCUUAGACCAGGAGGCUGACCAGCCAGUGCCUGGUCCCGUCUCGUUCUCGUCUGACCCAGAGUCAGCCGUGCAAGACCACCAGCCGCUCCACAGCAGGAGAGUGGGACUUUCUGGUUUGGACCCGGCUCGAGUCAACGUCCCCGUCAUUGGCGGCCACGCCGGGAAGACCAUCAUCCCCCUGAUCUCCCAGACCAGCCUUUCCCGGGCCACCCGGGGCAGUGGAGCAAAGGAGAAUCACAGCCCGGGAGCCACUGCAUUUUCCCUGAUGGGGAGCGAUAUUGACGGCUCUGCCACCUUGUCCAUGGCUUACGCCGGGGCCCGCUUCGUCUUCUCCAUCGUGGACGCGUUGAACGGCAAGGAGGGCGUCAUCGAGUGCUCUUUUGUGAAGUCCCAGGAGACGGACUGCGCCUACUUCUCCACCCCGUUGCUGCUGGGGAGAAACGGGCUGGAGAAGAACCUGGGCAUCGGCAAGGUGUCCUCGUUCGAGGAGAGGAUGAUCGCCGAUGCCCUUCCCGAGCUGAAAGCCUCCAUCAAGAAGGGGGAGGAGUUUGUGAAGAACAUGAAGUGAGACGCCUGCCCGAGGCCGCCAGCCCCGUAACUUAUUCCGGCUCCUUGUCACGGAACGUCAUUUCAGAGAUCUUCGUUUUUUCUAACUUGCCCUGACGAUGU
This is a messenger RNA of Echinops telfairi (small Madagascar hedgehog), 1284 nucleotides long. It is a transcript of the gene MDH2, whose product is annotated as malate dehydrogenase 2. The coding region runs from base 89 to 1183 and encodes 364 amino acids. The transcript has 8 exons. NCBI's taxonomy places the organism in Eukaryota, Metazoa, Chordata, Mammalia, Afrosoricida, Tenrecidae. Gene Ontology annotation, cellular component: mitochondrion; cytoplasm. Gene Ontology annotation, molecular function: L-malate dehydrogenase (NAD+) activity. The record is from RefSeq and is a predicted model, not a curated record. Gene Ontology annotation, biological process: tricarboxylic acid cycle; carboxylic acid metabolic process.